AUGCCUAUACUAUCACCAUCUCAUCGUGGUUCAGAGGGCAUGCCUCCGAUGUCUCACAUCCUCAGCAUCUCUGAGGUGGAAGAGUAUGCGAUGAGGAAAUUAAGUCCGAAGGCCAUUUCAUACUACGCUUCAGGGAGCGACGAUGAAAUCACCAAGGUCAGAAACGGCGCAGUCUUCCGCUCUAUCCUCUUGAGACCACGAGUCUUUGCAGAUUGUAGCCGAUGCUCUCUUUCAACCAACAUCCUCGGAAAUCCUGUUGGAAUGCCUGUCUACGUCGCGCCUGCGGCCAUGGCCAAGCUGGCCCAUGCUAGCGGUGAAGUGGGCAUCUCUGCAGCAUGUUCAAGAUUCCGGGGGCUACAGAUCAUCAGCAAAAACGCAUUCAUGUCUCCUUCCGCGAUUGUCCAAGCUGGACCACACGCGGUUUUUGCUUGGCAACUAUACGUCCUGAAGGACAUCAAGGCAACCGAACGAACUCUGGCGCAGAUCCGGGCCAUUCCUCAAAUCAAGUUUAUCGUCCUCACACUCGACGCGCCCUUCCCCGGCAAGAGAGAGGCAGACGAGCGGUUCAAGAUGACCGAGGUCGCCGGGGGAGCGGCGCCCCAGGUCUGGGGCACAGAGUCGAGUUUGACAUGGCGAAAGACGCUGGAGUGGCUCACCAAGCAGACCUCGCUUCCGAUCGUUCUGAAGGGCAUCCAAACACACGAGGACGCAUAUGCCGCGACCCUUUUCCCAAGCGUGAAGGGCAUCAUCAUUUCGAACCACGGCGGACGUGCGUUGGACACGACGCUGACGCCAGUUCAGGUGUUGCUAGAGAUUCGAAAGUACUGUCCGCAGGUGUUGGGUAGGAUUGAUGUCUUGAUCGACGGCGGCGUCAGACGAGGGACCGAUGUCGUCAAAGCAUUGGCUUUGGGGGCCAAGGGCGUUGGCAUUGGCAGAGCUGCGCUAUACGGUCUUGCGGUUGGCGGACAGGCAGGGGUCGAGAGAGCGUUGCAGAUUCUCGCCGAUGAGAUAGUUACUUCGAUGAGACUAAUUGGAGUUGAGCGAGUUGACCAGCUUGGGCCGAGACACAUAAACAUGGUUGGGUUGCAAUCGCAGCUCUAUGGCGGUUCACCAGGUCUUGAGGAGACGGAUGCAGAAUUGAGGUACAAAUUGUGA
Colletotrichum graminicola M1.001 is the source of this 1155-nucleotide messenger RNA. Its product is annotated as FMN-dependent dehydrogenase. The record is from RefSeq and is a predicted model, not a curated record. The transcript has 3 exons. Bases 1 to 1155 code for a protein of 384 amino acids. Gene Ontology annotation, molecular function: oxidoreductase activity; FMN binding. Lineage: Eukaryota; Fungi; Ascomycota; Sordariomycetes; Glomerellales; Glomerellaceae.